AUGGGCCGUGGCGGGCGCAUCCGGGGCCGCGGCGCGGUCGGUGCCAUCCUGCGCCGCCGCGUGGAGCUCGCGGGCGCCUUCGUGGACAUCCAGCGCUGCAUCUCCGAACUCUGCGUCCUCGCCGACGGCGUGGUCCAGGGGCGCCUCGAGGACCUCGCGGCACCGUGGCUGGCGGGGCAG
Molecule: messenger RNA, 180 nt
Organism: Prorocentrum cordatum
Lineage: Eukaryota; Dinophyceae; Prorocentrales; Prorocentraceae
Source: the annotation of a GenBank genome assembly